Gregarina niphandrodes is the source of this 2632-nucleotide messenger RNA. RefSeq names its product protein kinase. The record is from RefSeq and is a predicted model, not a curated record. Gene Ontology annotation, molecular function: ATP binding; protein kinase activity. The annotation marks the transcript as partial. The transcript is spliced from 2 exons. NCBI's taxonomy places the organism in Eukaryota, Apicomplexa, Conoidasida, Eugregarinorida, Gregarinidae. Gene Ontology annotation, biological process: protein phosphorylation.
AUGGCACCGGAGAAUGCUAACAGUAGAUACAGAAAUGACUUCAAGGAAAUUCAUUUGCUGGGCAAAGGCGGAUUCGGAUUUGUCACCAAAUGUCAAUCGCGAUUGAAUGAAGAGUGCAUUUAUGCGAUUAAGUGUAUUCAAAUGGGCCCUCAGUGUGAGUCCUUGGAGUUUAUGCUUCGCGAGGCUUCGAACCUUGCUCGGUUGCAGCAUAAGAACGUGGUCCGGUACUUUACUGCGUGGAUUGAGCGGGAUGUUGGAGAGAGCCAGGCGUGCGAGACGGGAAAAAGCGAAGCAGGAAAGAGCGAGAGGGCAGAUAGAGAGGCCGGAAAGGGCCAGGCUGGAAGAUUCAGGGUCGGAAAUAGCGAGGCGGAAUUGAGAGGUUUCAACCGCGGUUUCAGCCGCGAUUUCAACCGCGGUGGUCCCCGAAGUAGCAAGUCCGUAGUCUGGGAAUCGGGUUCGGAAGAUGGCGGUUUGAGAACCUCAGGCAGCUUUGACCUGGCGGCCCUUCAGGACCACGACGACCAAAGGUUGGACGACCAAAGAAUAGGCGUCGGGCCAUCAGGAGACGGUGAUAGAAGGGAGCCGUCGAAAGAUUUGGUGGACUCCUUUUGGAAGAAGGCGACCAGAGUGACCCCGGCAAGCUCGUAUACGGACAGUAAUUACACCGUUGGUUUUGGCGAGAGUAGCGAGAGUAACGUGGUGCGGUUUGAUGAGGACUCUUCUCAUGCGGAAAAGUCCGGAAUAUGGUUUCCCCCUGCAAGCAUCCAAGUGAACUCCCCGAUAGGCACGCAGCCGGGCAGCCCGACAAUAGCGCCUACAAAAGAACUCGCAGAGAAAUCUCAGUCGAAAGAGGUUGGUGCUCUGUCCACAGUAGAUAGCAAUGUGUGCCGGUCGGUCUGCCCGGAAGGUGUCUGCCCGGAAGGUGUCUGUGCAGAAGGUGAUGCACUCAUCCGCGGAGAGCACAGAGUCAAGCCUGGAAACGCCUCAGUGACUGGAACGAGUCCCCAGAGCCUCCUUACUUCUGAAGGCCGCACUCCCGGUGGUGUCAGACGUGUGGGGGCCACUUCGCACAGUUACUUCGAGAACGCCGCCGCUUCGGGGUCAUUGAGUGCCUGGCGGAGACGCGACGAUUCAUGCAACACAUUAUACAGCAGCACUGACAUGAGUAGAACCAGCAUCCGUAGAACCAAACUGUACAUCGUGAUGGAGUAUGUGGACGGCUGUACGCUACGCAAACUCAUUUCGAACCGUCUUUGCGACCAACCGGAACUUGCCUGGGACCUCUUCGUCCAGAUCCUAGAAGGCCUCUCCUACAUGCACAAAAACAGACUCUUACAUCGAGACGUUAAGCCUGAAAACAUUUUUCUGAAGGCAAGUUGUGAGAAGACGAAUGGAGAGAAGACAAAUGGAGAGAAGACAAAUGGAGAGAAAGGAAAUGGAGAAAAGGUCAAUAACAAUAAUGAGAAGACCGGUAGUGAGAAGACCGGUAGUGAGAAGACCGGUAGUGAGAAGACCAGCAGUGAGAAGACCAGCGGUGAGAAGACCAGCGGAGAGAAAAUCAGUGGUGAGCAGAUUGGUGGCGGCGAGAAAACAAGCAGCGGUGAGAAGACGAGUGGUGUUGAGAGGACGCAUCUAUAUCAGGUGAAGAUUGGUGAUUUGGGACUGAGUAAGAGUUUGGAGAACAUGUCGCCUUCUACAUCGGGGAAGGCAGGUUUAGUAGGUUUGUCUGAGACGACUUCUUUGAGUAGUGGUGUUGGUACGCAUUUCUAUAUAGCCCCGGAGGUAGAAGCCGGUGGUCGUUAUGAUCAGGCGGCGGAUAUUUACGCUUUGGGUGUGGUAUUUUACGAGAUGUUACAUGCGCCGUUUGGUACUACCAUGGAGCGUUUUCAAGUCCUGACAAAGCUGCAAAGGACGCGGAAGGUGGAGGGUGUGAGUAACGAGAAGGCAGCGCAGUUGAUUGCGGAGAUGUUAUCACCGGACCCAUCUGAGAGGCCGAGUGCUGCCAAGUUACUCGAGAGGUGCACAGGCGUUGGGACCGCGAUCGACUUUGGCUCAGUUAUAGACCGUGUGCUGGAGAAUCCAUAUAGUUACGAGAUGAUGAAAGUUCUGGCCUGUCUAUUUAACCGAAAGGAGCCGGAGCCGAACGGUCUUCGUCAGCCAUCCAACUCGUUCUCCAUCGCGAUCCCGGAAAAAGGAGGUGAAGAGCCUCUACCCAUUGGAAACUACUCAUUUGGACCAAGUUAUCACAGCGGACCAGGUUACGGAACGAAUCAUACUGGACCGAUGAUGGCCGAGCCGGUUUAUGAGAACCCACAUGCUCAGAGGUUGCGGAGUUUCGUUCAUCGAAGCAUGCGUUGCUGCAAUGCUCUGUUCUACGACCCGCCAGUCCUUGUUCCGUACAACGAAAAGUGCAUUGGCUGGUUCGAGUCCGCCCAGCGAUUCGUCGACACCUCUGGCAGCGCAUUACAACCGCCAUCGUGUUUCGUCUACGUAAUGAAGACGACACUCAUGGCUGUGCAGAACGCCACUGUAUGUAGACGCUACACACUUGGCUACGUCCGAGGCAAUUUCACCGGCAGCCCCAAGCAUCCCUCUUCGCCUCACACGAAUGCGCACACGAAUGCGCACACAA